This is a messenger RNA of Ilex paraguariensis (yerba mate), 348 nucleotides long. The record is from the annotation of a GenBank genome assembly. Lineage: Eukaryota; Viridiplantae; Streptophyta; Magnoliopsida; Aquifoliales; Aquifoliaceae.
AUGUCAAAUGUUAGAGUUGUAGCAAGUCUACCAUUUCUAGCGUCCUCGAUUAAUGGGAUCAACUCGAUAAACAACCCUUUUGACAGUGGUCCGGUUUUCAUGUUUUCCAUGGGCAACCUACAAAUUGUGUAUAUGAAUGAUCCUGAAGUAGUGAAGGAAAUAAGCACAUGCACAUCUCCGGACUUUGGAAAGCCAUCCUAUCAACGAAAUGUAAUGGGAACUCUCUUAGGCGAAGGCAUUCUCGAUUCUAAUGGUGCAAUCUGGGCCUAUCAAAGAAAGAUCAUAGCUCCUCAACUGUUCAUGGACAAGGUCAAGGUACCAUUAUACUUUUACAUGAAAAUCUAUUAG